Messenger RNA from Antechinus flavipes (yellow-footed antechinus), 4359 nucleotides. RefSeq names its product anillin, actin binding protein (gene ANLN). Gene Ontology annotation, cellular component: actomyosin contractile ring. The transcript has 24 exons. The record is from RefSeq and is a predicted model, not a curated record. Bases 216 to 3551 code for a protein of 1111 amino acids. Lineage: Eukaryota; Metazoa; Chordata; Mammalia; Dasyuromorphia; Dasyuridae. Gene Ontology annotation, biological process: mitotic cytokinesis; actomyosin contractile ring assembly; septin ring organization.
UUCCGGGGCGCUGAAAUUCAAAUUUGAACAGUAGCUGGGGCUGUGGCACAGGAGACACUGCCCACGACCGGAGCUGAGCGAGUUGAGCUCGGCCGCGGCGCCCCGUCCUCCCGACCCGACCACAGGCCGGCCUACCCCGCCAGAGUCCUAGGCCCACGAUUGCCCUUUUCGUUGGUGACGCCGGAGCGGCUGAGUCUGCGGACCGCGGGGUCGCGAUGGACCCAUUCACCGAGAAACUCCUUGAGCGGACUCGUGCCAGACGAGAGAACCUUCAGAAAAAGAUGGCUGAGCGGCCCAAGGCGGCGGCCAGGACCACGGCCCAGACCAAGAGGCUUCGGGAGCCGCUCACGGAAGCCAACAACCAGCUGCCGCCGCGGGAGGGAGAAGAAAGAACCUGCACCAAGCCGUCGCCCUCGAAACGACCCUGUUCAGACCAUCCGGAAGUACCAGCUUCGAACCUGGAAAACAAGCAGCCGGAGGCUCCCCCUUCUGCAGACCCCCUUUCUCCGAGCCGCCCUCAGGCGGCGGCCCAGCCUCCCUUAGCGGCCGCGGCCCAGCCUCCCUUAGCGGCCGCGGCCCAAGCCCAGCCUGGGCCCCCGGGGCGGGAGGAGGGAACGCCCCCCGCCCCGACGCAAGUGCCCGCGGCCUCCUCGGUGAAAACGCGCAUGCAGAGACUGGCGCAGCAGCGCCGCGGCUGGGAUGGUGACGAUGCUGUCCUCGAGGCCCCCGGCCCGGCCCCCGCCCCCCCGGCCCCUCAGGCGCCCCCUGCAGGCGCCCCCGCCGCCGCCCCCAUCGGGAGGAGGGGCCGCUUGGCCGACCUUGCUGCCACCAUUUGUUCCUGGGAAGAUGACCUCAGCCGCCCAUCUGCCAAGGCCGGCCGUGGCCAAGAGCAGCCUGGUACAACUUGUUUGUCCCCAGUUUCCUCCUCCACGGGAGCAUCUGCUCACAUCAAUAGCGGCUCUGUCGGCCAGAGAGACCCCGGCUGCUCCCGCCUGGGGCCCGCGGUGGCGGCUGGCUCCGGGGCCGGCUCGCGGGAGGCCUCUCAGAGCCGGGCGGCUCGCAGCAGCCCUCAGAAAGCUGCUCCUCCCCCCGCAAAAUCCCGCACGAGCCCCCCGAGGAGCCCUUCAGGAGGGACCAGGCAGAAGGCAGAGCCGCUCCCUCCAAAGCCCGCCAGCCUCACUCCGCAGAGCGAGCCCGGGAAGUCCGGCCUCAGCUCCGCCCUCCCCCAGCCCAGGCAGGGCCGAGCAGCCCGGGGGCCUCCCCCGAAGGACCAGCCGCUGACUCCAGGGGGAGCCGGCAUCAAGCCUUUCCUGGAGCGCUUCGGCGAGCGUUGCCAGGAGCACGGCAGAGCGAGCCCCGCGGCGCCGACCCCGCCUCGCGCUCCCCUCGUCACCCCCAACACCAAGGCCCUCCAGGAGCGGCUCCUGAGGCAGAACGCGGCCUCGGCCUCCAGCACCCUCAGCCAGCAGCUCAAGCAGGAGCGCCAGAGGGAGCUCGCCUGUCUCCGGGGCCGUCUGGACAAGGGCAACCUGUGGACUUCGGAGCGAGGGGAAGUCCCCAGGAAUAAGCAGCCGGAAGCCAAAGAGGGCGGCCCCUGCCAGGAUGAUUUGCCGGGAAAGCCUCGGGCGGAUUGUGACCAGGACCAGGCCGCAGACUCUGCGCCGCCCGUAAGGUCUCCCCGCGCACAGCCCGCCGGCCUUCCCGAGAGCGACAUGACCACGUCGAGCCCCUUGAGAAUAACUCUGUUCUUGGAGGAAAAAUCGAAAGUCGCGCUGGACCCGGAGGCGGAGAAGCAGACAGAGGAGGCAGAGGAGGCAGAGGAGGCGCACGAGGCCCCCGGGAAUGGGGACGACGACGAGAUUCUCAACAGCUCCAGGGUCAUCAAUGACAUCUUCAGCGGCGUCCUGGCGGAGAACGGCCUGGGCCUGGAGCCUGGGGAGGGCAGCGAGGACAGCUUCGAGGAGCCUGAGGACGACCUGAACAUUUCCUCCAUGUCCCUCCUGACGCCCCUGGCGGAGACGGUGAACGUGACGGGUCCGGAGGCUUUUGCUUCCUCACCCAGCGUGGAAGGGAAAGAUGGCGCGGGAGAGGACGGCCCGAGGCCGGGCAAGUUUCAGAGGACCCGGGUCCCGAGGGCCGAGUCUGAGGACAGCAUCAGCUCUGGAGACCGCGACCUCCCCUACAGCAUCGACACCUACCGCUCUCAGAGGUUCAAAGAGAUCGAACGCCCCUCGAUAAAGCAGGUGAUCGUUCGCAGAGAAGACGUGUCCUCCAAGCUGGAGGAGAGCAAGAGCGCGCCCGCGCCCCCCUGCCAGGUGAACGUCAAGCAGAAGAUUCAGGAGCUGAACAAUGAGAUCAACUUGCAGCAGACGGUGAUCUACCAGGCCAGCCAGGCUCUGAACUGCUGCACUGACGGCGAGCACGGGAAGGGCUCCCUGGAAGAGGCGGAAGCCGAGAGACUGCUCCUGAUCGCAACCGAGAAGAGGGCGGCCCUGAUCGAAGAGCUGAAUAAACUGAAGGCGGAGGGGCCCCCGCGGCGGCCCAGAGCCAGCCCCACGUCCGGCGAGCUGGCGCCGUCCAGAGGCUCCAUCGCGCUCUCCGAGUUCCGGCUGCCUCUGAAAGCCGACUUCGUGUGUGACCCGGCUCAGAGAGCAGAAGCUACGAAUUACUACUUAAUUAUGCUGAAGGCCGGAGCCGAGAAUAUGGUCGCAACGCCUUUGGCGAGCACUGCAGACUCCCUCGCGGGGGACGCGCUGACCUUCACCACCACGUUCACUCUGCAAGACGUGUCCAACGACUUUGAGAUCAACGUCGAAGUUUACAGUCUGGUCCAAAGGAAAGCUCUCCUGGGGUCUGAGAAGAAGAGAAAGGCAUCGAAGGCCAAGGCCAUCACUCCCAAGCGGCUCCUGACGUCCAUCACCACCAAAAGCAGUCUCCACUCUUCAGUGAUGGCGAGUCCGGGGGGCCUCCACGCCGUGCGCACCAGCAACUUCGUCCUCGUGGGCUCUCACACCCUCUCCCUGGCUUCCGUAGGGAACACCAAAUUCGCUCUGGACAAGGUGCCCUUCUUAUGUCCUUUGGAAGGUCAUAUUUAUUUAAAAAUAAAGUGCCAGGUGAACUCUUUUGUGGAAGAAAAGGGCUUUCUGACCAUCUUUGAGGACGUGAGCGGCUUCGGAGCCUGGCACCGACGUUGGUGCGUUCUUGCCGGAAACUGCAUCUCCUACUGGACCUACCCGGACGACGAGAAACGAAAGACUCCUCUAGGGAGGAUAAACUUGGCCAAUUGUACCAGUCGCCAGAUAGAGCCGGCCAACCGGGAGUUCUGUGCCCGGCGCAACACGUUCGAAUUAAUCACCGUGCGACCGCAGAGAGAAGAUGACAAGGAGACUCUGGUCAGCCAGUGCAGAGACACGCUCUGUGUCACCAAGAACUGGCUGUCGGCUGACACGAAAGAGGAGCGGGACCUGUGGAUGCGGAAGCUGAACCAGGUCCUCGUGGACAUCCGCCUCUGGCAGCCGGACGCCUGCUACAAGCCCGUGGGCAAGGCCUGAGCCCCUGGGCGGGGGCGGGCCCGGCGUUGGCUAGAGCUCUGUGCACGCAGCCCCUUCACUACUAACCCCCUUCGCCGCCCCCGGCACGGGGCGCGCUGCCCCCUUCCCAGCCUCCCUCUCCUGGUCGGUCCCCAGUCUUGUUUUAAAGUCUCCGUGUUUGAUUGUCCCCUUUACCGCGUGGGGGGAGGGCAGAUGGGCACUGAGGCCUCAGGAGGCCCCUGCUCAGCUUGUGCUUGGGGUCACGCCAAGAUUUUAAGGGAUUCAGGGCUUUUUCCGAACUCCUCCUGCGUCUGCGUGCAGCUUCCCUCUCAGAGAGACAGAGGAAGCGCUGGGACGCUGCAGGGGCCUCACCCCCGUCCCUCGCCCCUGCGGGGCCGGCUGCACGCGGCCUCCUGCGCCCAGCCUGGGCUCUGCACGGCUCCUGCCCCCGCUGCCCUGGGCGACCCUCCGGGCAGGGAGUGGUGUGAAGUCAGUCACUUUGAUGAAGCUGCUCUGGACUAAUGCUUGCCUUGCCAAAGGUUUACCUCCUCACAGCCUCGAAUGGCGGCGUCUGCCCGCUCAGAACCGCUUGUCUGGGGCCGGAACAGAUCCCGGGGAUGCUGGGAAGCGGGCGUUCUGCUGGGCGCCAUCUUGGGUAGACUUGGGAUCUCUUCUGAAUCUUUAAGCUGUUGGUUCCCACUUACAAACACUAAUUGCCGCCAUUGUUUUCUUGUUCUACGAUAGUAUUUCUUUGGAAAUCUUUUUUCUCAAAUAUAUAUAUAUCUUAAAAUAUAUUUUAUGUAUUUACCCAAAUAAAUGCUUGUAAAUA